[Torrubiella] hemipterigena is the source of this 708-nucleotide messenger RNA. The record is from the annotation of a GenBank genome assembly. NCBI's taxonomy places the organism in Eukaryota, Fungi, Ascomycota, Sordariomycetes, Hypocreales, Clavicipitaceae.
AUGUCCGGUGCAGAAGUUCUUGGUAUUAUUUCUGCUGUGAUUUCCAUCAUCGAUGCUACGAUCCAGCUCAGCAGUGCUAUUAAAGACGAAGCUGGUCUACCAUCUAACUUCAAAACGGUAGCAGCAAAAUUGCCUCUGAUUGCAAAGCUUCUCGAUGAUGCAGAGCGAUAUGUUGAAGAGGAAGCAAACGACGAUCUCACAUCAACUUUCAUACCCGUCUUAAGAGACUGUGAAGAGAAAGCUACAAAAUUAAAGGUAUUGUUUGAAAAGGUUGUCCCGGCCAACGGUGACUCGAGGGCCGGCCGGUAUAUCAAAGCUGCUCGAACCAUCGGCAAGGGUGGUCGCGUGGAGACCCUAAUGAAAGAAAUUCUUGAUAGCCUACAGCUUCUUACGACCAUAUUCCCGAAGGUUACAUCUCGAAGAGGACUGGAAAACUUGACAAAAGCGAUUGAGGAAGUAGGUGAGAUGAAGCCAUCCCUACCUGACGGAUUUGAAGACGCAGCGACGUAUACACACUACGGUAGCGGUGCCCAGAACGUCAAUACUGGAGUUGGGAGCCAAUAUAACAACAAUAGUACAGGAAAUCAGAAUAAUGGUCCCGGUAUUCAGUACAUUGGCACCAAUCAUGUCGGCCCAAUCCACAACCACUAUCUCGCCGAAGGUAAGCUCCAACGAUGCGUUAAUUUAAUUGCUUAUAUUGACAAAUGA